GCAGUAGCAUCACCGAGAGACUUCCAUUGGUACCAACUUACCUGUACUGCUGAUUAUAUAGAAAAGAAAGAUAGAGUGAAGAAACAAUGGGAUUAAGUGACUUAACAAAAAUCAAAUACUUAGCUUGUAUAUUCGUAUUGUUUUUAAUGUUCGUGUUACUGCGCAUAUACAGGAAUUCCUCGUUGCAAAGAGAAGAAAAAGAUAAUCUUUACAGUGCCGCCAUGACGCCCAAUGAAACGGGGAAAACUCCGAAACUUAUUCUAUUUUACAACACACUGUGGGGAAAUCGAUUAUGGCCUGGUUUUGAAACAACAGAACGCUUUAAUAACUGGGGAGGCAAGCCUUGUAAAGUGCAGAACUGUCGAGUAACGUAUAACAAAAAAAUGAUAAGCAAAGCAGAUGUAGUCAUUUUUCACGCCUUUGGCGGUGACAUGUUGCCACAAAGACAGAUUUUAAAAGUCAGUAAACAAAGAAAGCCUGGCUCAUACUGGAUUUACUUUCUGCACGAGAGCCCGCAAAACGCCAGACCUGACCCAAGCUUGUAUGACGGCCUUUUUAACUGGACCAUGGGUUACAGAAGAGACGCUGACAUUGUAGUGCCGUACAAUUGGGAAUGGGGAACAUGGCGAAAACGUACCCCUGACGAUCCUCCAGUCCGAUUUCGAAAUCAUGCGGAAGAUAAAGACAAGUUGGUGUGGGGUGGCAUCAGCCAUUGUGGAUGCAUGAGGGAACACUACAUCCAUAAACUCACUGAGUAUGUUAACAUCGAUCUUUAUGGACAAUGCGCAAAGAAAUUCUAUAAAAAUUUACCACCAAAUUGUCCUCGCGGUUCCGCGGAAUGCAACAAGCGCUUGAAAAAAUACAAGUUUUACCUGGCGCUUGAAAACUCUUUUUGUGAAGAUUACACUUCAGAAAAGUUUACAGAAACAGUACUCGAUGGCCAUACUGUACCCAUUGUAAUGGGUGGAGCGGAUUACAAAACGUUGGGCUUGCCUAACUCUUUCAUUAACGUCAAUGACUUUGACACGAUUGAAGAUUUGGCAAACUACAUCAAGUAUCUCGAUGAAAACGACGAUGCUUACAACAAACACUUUGAAUACAAGAAAAAUUACAUUCUAGGAGAACCACAAUCAUGGAGUUGCAAAAUCUGUGAAAUGAUAAACUCAGAUGAUCUAGAACCGAAAACGUAUCCCAAUUUAGGUGAUUGGUAUUCCAUCAAAAAUAACUGUGGUACGCGACUCGAAAGGUUGAGAGAAAUUAUGCAUCGUUCAGGCGUACCGCAUCCGUACACAGACGAGUAUUACUUGUACGAUUAUGAUUUUGAUUAAAGUCUCCUAACAUAUAGGUUCGUGUUUGUUGAAAUUUUUAUUUGACGUGUUACGAGUAGUGAUAAAAAUAAAAUGAAAUAGAACUUGAAGAGAGUA
Molecule: messenger RNA, 1424 nt
Organism: Hydractinia symbiolongicarpus
Lineage: Eukaryota; Metazoa; Cnidaria; Hydrozoa; Anthoathecata; Hydractiniidae
Product: 3-galactosyl-N-acetylglucosaminide 4-alpha-L-fucosyltransferase FUT3-like
Exons: 1
Coding region: 87-1328 (413 amino acids)
Cellular component (GO): membrane
Molecular function (GO): alpha-(1->3)-fucosyltransferase activity
Source: RefSeq, a predicted model, not a curated record